This is a messenger RNA of Lindgomyces ingoldianus, 1008 nucleotides long. RefSeq lists its product as uncharacterized. Lineage: Eukaryota; Fungi; Ascomycota; Dothideomycetes; Pleosporales; Lindgomycetaceae. Bases 1 to 1008 code for a protein of 335 amino acids. The record is from RefSeq and is a predicted model, not a curated record. The transcript has 13 exons.
AUGACUCCAAGAGCUAUCAAGUCAAAAAUUUUGAUGGUUUUGCUCGUUACAAGCUCUGCUUGUGACAGAAAUCUCGACGGAUACUUGUUAAGCUUAGACCCCUCUCUACAACCGUUUGCUAAUCACGUUCUCCAAUCGACAGGGUUAGACCGACUUCGACGCGUCGAACCAAAGUCUAUAUUUGAAUCAAUCAUCUCUAACCAGUCUAAAACGGCUCUAUUCACCGUGCUUAGCAUAGUAUUAAUAGGGGCUUUCAGGGAGGUGAGGAAGUUCAUUGGACUAUAUAAAGAGCUGAUGGAGCUAGGGGCCGAGAGCUUCUCGGAGGAGGCGACCGAGGGUCUAAUUCAUACCUUCGAAGCCCGUUUAUUGCCUAGACCAACGUCUAGCCUUAAUGCAACAAUACCACUGUUCACCCCGACGACUUUCUACUUCCCAAUCGGGCUAGUCGCCGAACUCGACGACCCUCUGUCGGACACUGUCUACGUAUUUGAAUACAGUGAAUCAUUGAAAAAAGACCAAAAGUGGUAUAGAAAUACUAUCCGUUUUAAAUCAUUUCGGCCCAACUUAGAAGGCUCAUAUCAAGAACUAUCGAAUCUCACAAACCAGCCAUCUAAGUACUCUCACUGGCAUCGCCAUUUUCAGAUAGAUGAACUUUGCCUCUUUGUACACUAUAUAGCCUCCCUCGGUGUUCUCGUUGCACCUCAAAUCAAGGCAUAUAAUUCACUCUCCAUUGCUUGGCUCACGGUUCAUUUUUCCAUGCUCCUCGCCCUCCUAGUGAAGCCCUCUGAUCGGAUUAUUGUUUGCUGCGGAGCGUAUGCCUAUUCUAGUUUAAUUCCGCAGAUCGAAGGAAUGAGUAUCUUUCUGCCGGAUAAGCAGGCGGAUAUAACACGAGUCUUUCUAAUCAGACACCAAUAUUCUAUUAGGGUCCUUGGAACCGGGUUCGGCCGGCUUCCAUACGCCAGAAUGAGGUCUACACCAGCGCUUCCAACGAGGUGUCGUACUGUAUGA